This is a messenger RNA of Uloborus diversus, 3626 nucleotides long. RefSeq names its product probable ATP-dependent RNA helicase DHX37 (gene kz). Gene Ontology annotation, cellular component: nucleolus; intracellular anatomical structure. The record is from RefSeq and is a predicted model, not a curated record. Gene Ontology annotation, molecular function: RNA binding; ATP binding. Lineage: Eukaryota; Metazoa; Arthropoda; Arachnida; Araneae; Uloboridae. The transcript has 26 exons. Gene Ontology annotation, biological process: maturation of SSU-rRNA from tricistronic rRNA transcript (SSU-rRNA, 5.8S rRNA, LSU-rRNA). The coding region runs from base 54 to 3581 and encodes 1175 amino acids.
GAUUUUUUGCUUUACACGUGAAUAUUUUAUAAUUUUUAACAAUAUCUUUGAAAAUGGGACGAAUGAGGAAACGUUUUAAUGAGAAAGCACGCAUGUCAUCUGAACGUGGAACUGAAAUAAAAAACGAAAUUGAAGAAAAUGUUCAAGUGGAAUUCGAAGUAAAAGAAGACCAGUACGAUCAGAGCAAUCCUCUUAUAUUAAGUAAAAAGAAAAAAGUAGCUAAACCCAACAAGAAUGCUGCUGCUAUUCCAGUCAAGAAGCUUUCCAAGAAGCAACGAAAAAAGCUGCAGAGUGUGAUUGAGAGGAAAAAAAAGAAAGCAAAUAGAGCAGAGCUGUUGGAAAAGUUGCAAAAAGUUCAAGCAAUGCCAGAAGAUUUACAGCACUUGACAUCCACUGCUGACAUGCAAACAUAUGGGCUGAAAAGAGUCUCUGAAGAUUCCAUAAAUGUGUCUUCCCGUUCUACUAAAAUAAGCAAUAUUAAGCGUAGCAAGAAGGAUCGUUAUCUUCCUCCAUCAAAAAAAGUGAAAUUAUCCUCAAAUGUUGUGGAUUUUGAGCUGACUUCUUCUGACAGUGAUGAAAGUGAUGACAUUGAACCCGACAAAGAAGAAUCAACUGAACAAAGUUCUGACAUCCCCUUCAAGGACAAAAACCUUAAAUUUGUGGAAACGGAAAAAGUGGAAUUGCCCAUACAAGUGGAGGAGACUAAUUCUUCCUGUAUGAAAGAAAGCCCGAGAAACAAUGAAGUGUCUUCUCCAACAGUUGACCUGAAGCUCUCAGAUAAAGGUGUCAAAAAAUCAUCUGCCCCUGCUGUUUUUUUACCUGUUCACAGACUGCCGGAAAUACAGUCUGCCAGAGAAAAGUUACCCAUCUUUUAUGAAGAGCAAUCUAUCAUCGAAGCCAUUAAAGAACAUCCUGUGGUUGUUAUUCAUGGUGAAACUGGAAGUGGCAAGACAACUCAAGUGCCCCAGUUCUUGUAUGAAGCUGGGUUCACACAAAAUAAAAAAAUGAUUGGCAUUACUGAGCCGAGGAGGAUUGCUGCAAUGACCAUGGCUGCCCGAGUGGGGGAAGAACUGAACUCACCUGAACUGGUGUCUUACCAUAUAAGGUACAAAAAGACGGUGGACGAGAAGACUGAAAUCAAGUUCAUGACUGAUGGGGUGCUGUUGAAGGAAAUGAGACAUGAUUUUCUUUUAUCCAAGUAUUCAGUUAUAAUCAUUGAUGAAGCACAUGAGAGAUCAGUGUUUUCUGAUGUCUUGAUUGGCCUCCUUUCUCGUAUUGCUCCUCUGAGACAAAAAAAAGGAGAUCCUUUAAAAUUGGUGAUCAUGUCGGCCACCAUGCGUGUACAAGAUUUCAUGGAAAAUAAGAGACUCUUCAAGCGAGAACCAUUUCUAAUAAGAUUAGAUUCUAGGCAGUAUAAAGUAGUGGCUCAUUUUAAGAAACACACUCCUGAAGAUUAUUUGGAAGCUGCAUAUCAAAAGGUGUGUGAAAUUCACAGCAAAGAACCUGCCGGUGCAAUUCUGGUGUUUCUGACUGGGGAAAAAGAAGUCACUCGACUCUGCAAGAUGUUGAGAGAAGCUUUCCCCUUUCCAAAUCAAGAUCAGUAUGAAGAAAAAGAGAAGCCACCCACCACCCCACGGUUGGAUCCAAAACCAAAGAAGAAAAAGAGACAUGUGGUUGACUCAUUUUGUUCACUCCCUGAAAAAAUUAAUUUGGAUGACUUCUCUGCAGAGCCAUUGGACACUGAAAAUAUGCAGCAUCAAUAUUCUGAUGAUGAAGAAACUGCACAUGGCGAAACAAUUCAACGUUCUCCGGUCAAGAGUUUCUCAAGUGCUGGCCCUUUAUAUGCGCUGCGGUUGUUUUCUGUUCUUCCUUUUGAGGAACAGGAAAAGGUCUUUAAACCACCACCUGCUGGGUCCAGGUUGUGUGUUGUAUCCACCAAUGUGGCUGAAACAUCCAUCACUAUUCCGGGAUUGAAAUAUGUCGUAGACUCAGGAAAAAUGAAAACAAAGGUAUAUGAUAAAUUAGUGGGAGGGAUAUCUCGUUUUGCAAUCACUUGGUGUUCAAAAGCAUCGGCUAACCAGAGAGCCGGAAGAGCGGGACGUACAAAAGAUGGGCAUUGCUACAGGUUAUAUUCUUCGGCAGUUUUCGAACAUGAUUUUCCAGAUUUUUCUCCUCCGGAAAUCCAGAGGAUACCCGUCGAUGAUGUCUUGCUACAGAUGAAAGCAAUGGGCAUUGACAGAGUCGUCAACUUUCCCUUUCCUGCUCCUCCUGAUACAGAAGGAUUAAAAGCUGCCGAAAGGAGACUAGUACUAUUAGGAGCCUUGCAAGAUUUACAGAAAGGAGACAGAUAUAAAGAAGUAGCCAAAUGGGAAUAUUCCGCAAAAGUGACUCCCCUCGGCAGGGCAAUGUCUCGGUUCCCCCUGAGCCCGAGAUAUGCUAAAAUGCUGCUGCUCUCCUACAAGCAUAAUUGCAUACCGUAUGUCAUCGCAAUUGUCUCUGCACUCACUGUUCCGGAAAUAUUCCUCUGCUUCCAAAAUGAAGACGUCGACAUACAGAAUGAAGAUACCAAGGUGGAGGAGACUGAAACUUCGCCUGAAGAAACAAAAUCACAGUGGACUGGUAUAAAAAAGAUUGGUGCUGGAAAGGGAAAAUCUCUUCUUUUGGGUGAUGUAAUGGUGCUUCUGAGAACUGUAGCAUUUUUUAUUGAUUCUAAGAAUAAAUAUAAUUUCUGCCAAAGAAAUGGCAUCAGGCACAAAGCAAUGGUUGAGGUCUACAAAAUGUGCUGUCAGUUGUGUCGAGAAAUGAACCGAGCUUUUCAAGACAUUAGCUUGCCUAAAGAUUUCAGACUUGACAAACCCACUGAAGAAAUCAUAGAAAAGAUAAGAAAAAUUGUAACUACAGGCUUUACUGACCAUGUUGCUAGAAGAGUUCCAGUUGAAGAUUCUAAAAUUGACAAAAGCUUAAAGAAUGCCUAUCGUUGUUUGGACUUGGAGGAAGCUGUUUUUAUCCAUCCGAGUUCAAUUCUGUUCUCUGAGCUUCCAGAAUACGUUGUCUAUCAAGAAAUCUCUCACACUUCAAAAUAUUACAUGAAAGGUGUUGUAGCCAUUGAACCAGAAUGGCUUCCAUGUUUCGCUGCUGCCUCUUGUCAUUUCUCCGUUCCAGAGAGCGAGGACCCACCUCCUGCCUACAAUGCUGAAAAAGAUGCCAUUAUUUGUGGUGUCAAAUCAACAUUUGGUACCUGGCAGUGGGAACUUCCCAGUGUCAAAAUGGACAUGCCACGGAGCCUGGCAAGGUACAGCUGGUUCUGUUUCUUCCUCUUGGAUGGAGCUGUUUUCAAGUUCUUCAAAACAUACAAAUCUCAGUUGCUUUCACACCCAUCAUACAUGCUCAAAUCAUGGGCCAAACUGGUGCCUCGUGUUCGUUUCCUACUACAGGCUGUAAUCACCAAGGAAAUUGAUUCCAAAUGUGCGCUUAAAGAAGCUUGGAAAAAAGACAAGAAAUAUCUUUUACGUGAAUUCCUUGAAUGGUUACCUGAAGACAAACAUUUAGAAGUGGAGUGCAGUUGGCCGCCAAGCACUUAAUUAAAUUUGUAAAAAGAUAUUGUAAAUAAAAUUUUAUGUUCUUAA